CUUUAGGCUCCAACGGGAUUUAGGGUGUAUGUGAAAGAUAAAUGCAUUGUGAUUGAAGAUAUUGAUUUGGAUAUUUACUUCACCAAAGAUUUGUUCGAGGAUGUCAUUUCCAAAGCCAAAGAACAGAAUAUAAGUCUUCCUAGGUUUGUUGGUUUUAGAUAUCAUCUUCCUUGGAAAGAAAUUCAGAAAGAGGCACUAGCUUCUGAUAGAGAUUGGAUUAAGAUGGUUGAGGUUUGGGGGGGAGUUCCUUGUAAUUUCAUUCCCUUAUUUGUAGUUGAGUUAGAAGAGCCUAGUGCAUUACAAAAAAUGGCAGAGGAACUUCAUGUUACUGCCCAAACUUUUAAGGACCCAAGCAGUAGUGAUGCUGAGCUUUGGGCUGACAAUUUGCUUGUGACACCAACAAAUUAUAGUCAGACUUUUGAAAGUGAAGAUCAUGGGGGUAAUAAAUCUAAAUUAAAUGUGAGAAGGCAAAUGAGCAGGACAUUUGAAGUGUUGCUCCAACCAUCUGUUUUAGACCCCCCUCAGGUUCCAUCCAUUACUAUUUCCUCUCCACACCUCUCACCCACAAGUACAGAACCUAAUACAAUGAUUAGAGAGGCGGUUGAGAAUGAUGGCAGUUCUAAAAAGAAGAAAAAGAAGCUUGUGGGGGGAGGUAGUAAAGUACUUGAGAGGACUGAGUUGAAUGUCAAACUUUUGGGUAAAGAACUAAACGGUUUAGAAGCUUAUGACAUUCCUGCCUUGAGCAACCCCCAAGUUCCUCCCCAUGUUCCUCCCCUAGAUCUUUUUUUUGAGGAACCUGUGCUCCCUUCUCAGGGGGUAAUUGAUGAUGAUAAAGCUUCAUCUGAAGAUGAAGAAGAAGACUGUGAUUUUACAGGGAGUGAGGAGGAGUGUUUGAGUAGUGAGGCAGUUUCCUUGGAUGAAGAGUCAGAAAUGGAGGAUGAGUUUGAUCUUGAUGCUGUCACUGCCCAUAAAAUGAUGCUGGGUAAUGAGGAAGAAAAUGAAGAUGGGAGUGGCAAUCAGUCUAUUCUUGAGAAAAUGGCUAAGGUGUUUAUGACUGGAAGGCUAUGGGUGAGAAGUGCUCAUGGAAAAGUUGAGCUAAAGCAAGGUGACAUAUUCAGUUGCAAAAAAGAUUUUCUUAGGGUCAUGAAGGACUAUGUUAUUCAAAAGGGAAUUUCUCUUAGAAAAAUAAAAAAUGACAAGAGAAGAUACACUCAAGUAUGUAUGAAUAAGGACUGCAAAUUUAAGAUUCAUGCAUCUGUUCUAGUUGAUGGCCACUCUUGGAUGAUUAAAAGCAUAUGUGAGGAUCAUAUUUGUUCAGUGAAAGAGAAGCAUAACAGGGCUGGAGCAGCUUGGGUUGCAACUCACCUUCUAGAAGACUUCAAAAAUAAUAAACAGAUGAGUGUAGUUACUGCCCAGAAAAUUAUUUUGAAGAAGUUCAGCACUCGCAUACCUGAUUAUACUUGCUGGAGGGCUCUUAGGGUCAUGAGGGGUAUGGUUGAAGGUAGGCAUGAAGAUGGAUACAAGAUGUUACCACAAUACAUGGAGGUUUUUAAAGAAAAAAUCCAGAUUCCUAUUGCUUCAUUAGGUGGCAGGAGAUUGGUCCAGGGAGAAACCCAAUUUUUAAGAGGUGUCAAAUCUGGUCCAUAUGAGGGAGUGCUUUUGACUGCUAUGGCCUUAGAUGGAAACAAUGGUCAAUUUCCCUUGGCAUAUGGUGUUGCUGAUUGUGAAGAUGAAACAGAGUGGUCUUUCUUCCUACAUGGACUAGCUGUGGCACUUGGCUGCACAUCAGAUGCAUCCCCAUACACAAUAAUAUCUGACAGGCACAAGGCAAUAAUUAAAGGACUGAGGAAUACUCUGCCUAAAGCUAAAAGAAGGAUUUGUGUGCUACACUUUUAUAAGAACUUUGCUUCAAAGUUCUCAGGUGCAUGGUUCCAUUCAUUCUUCUACAUUGUGGCAAAUACUUUCUCAGAAUAUGUAUUUAAAAAAGCAAUGGAAAAAAUAAAAGAGGAGGAUGCAGAUGCCUAUGACUGGCUCAUGGACAAUGAACCACAUGAACAUUGGGCCAGACACAAAUUUGAUCCUGCAUUGAAGUGUGAUGACAACACAAACAACUUUGUGGAGUCAUUCAAUAAGGCCAUAAUAUCACACAGAGCCAAGCCAACCUUGCAAAUGCUAGAGGAGAUCAGGAAAUUAAUAGGGAAUAGAUUUGAAAAAAGGUUUGACUUAGGCAGGAGUUGGUGUACUACAAUAACACCUUAUGUAGACAACAAGUUAAGGGUGCUAGCAAUGGAGUCUAGAGUAUGUUCUGAGGUUGUAGGAGCUGGUAGAGGUGAAUUUGAUGUGGUUGAUGGGAACACCAACUUCACAGUGAGGCUGAGAGACCAUCACUGUGACUGUAAUAAGUGGCAAGUGAAAGGCCUUCAUUGUAAGGAUGCUAUUAGAUGCAUACUGAGGAUGAAUGAGAACCUUGAAAACUACUGUGAAGAUUGGUUUUCAGUUGAGAAGUACAGGAGGCUUUAUGAUCGUAUAAUACAUCCUAUCCCAGACCCUUGUAUGUGGGGUGAGAGCUCACUUCCUAAACUUGAUCCUCCCAAGACGUUUAAAAAGAAGGGGCGGCCAAAGAAGCACAAAAGAAGAGAUGGAAUUGAUGAUAUAAUUGCCAAAAAGAAGAGGAUGCCUCAUGGGACCAAACACUGCAGUCAAUGCAAGCAGUUGGGACACAAUCAUAGGACCUGUGGGCAAAUGAGAGAUGAAGGAGGGAGGUUGCUGAAGAAGAAACAAAAUAAGAAGAAAAAAUCAACAACAGAAGUGUAGUUUGCUGAAGAGGGAGGUUGCUGAAGAAGAAACAAAUAGUAGUAACCUCUGGCACCGUGGUAACAUAUGUAGUAGUUUUUUGGCAUUUUGGUAUUAAACAACAGUUGGCCUG
Molecule: messenger RNA, 2926 nt
Organism: Cuscuta campestris
Lineage: Eukaryota; Viridiplantae; Streptophyta; Magnoliopsida; Solanales; Convolvulaceae
Source: the annotation of a GenBank genome assembly